Molecule: messenger RNA, 1026 nt
Organism: Carassius carassius (crucian carp)
Lineage: Eukaryota; Metazoa; Chordata; Actinopteri; Cypriniformes; Cyprinidae
Gene: pex11g
Product: peroxisomal biogenesis factor 11 gamma
Exons: 5
Coding region: 115-960 (281 amino acids)
Biological process (GO): peroxisome fission
Cellular component (GO): peroxisomal membrane
Source: RefSeq, a predicted model, not a curated record
GCUCUCGACUGCUUUGGUCUGACGUGAACCUGACUAACUUCCUGUACGAAGUCCACUAACCUAACGCAAGACUGCUUGCAAAAAGAUGAAUUUGACAAACAAAACUCGCCUUUUAUGUGUUUAAUAUGUCUGACGUUCUGCAAAGUUAUUAAUGCAAACGAGAAACAGCCUCCACUUCGCAGGAUUGAGUGUUUGCAGAUGACAAUUAGACAAAUCAUGCAGAAUUCAGUCGAGUCCUUCAUAAAUGUGUUAGAGUCAUACAGAGGAAGAGAUAAAGUGAUAAGGACGCUCUGCUAUGGCUCUCAGCUGGUCGGUGGACUUCUAGCUGGAAAGAGCUCUCAGUCGUCUCUGGGGAAGAGUCUCCUGCUGUUCUCAGCUCAGUUGAGUGACUGCAGAACCACUCUCAGGCUCUUUGACGACCUGUCCAUGCUGGCGUACUCCACCAGCUAUGGGUUAGGAGCCUCGGAGGAGGAUGCUUUGGUGCGCUGGAUGUCAAUUCUGAAUAAUGUAGCGGAUCAGUUGUAUUACCCCUGCGAGCACAUCGCCUGGGCGGCAGAUGCAGAGCUCAUCCGAACCAAAUCUGACAAGUGGUGGGUGCUGAGCACAGGCCUCUGGGGUAUAUCGCUUAUCCUCAGCAUACUCAGAUCCAUUAGGUCCAUCCAGAUUCUGAAGAGAAAAGCGCAGACGUGUCAAAGAUCAGCUCCAGCUGAGAGCAGAAUGGCUCAUUGUGUCAGGGAGGAAGUGUGUUCUCAGACAGCUGUGCUCCGGAGGCAGAUCCGAGGGGAAGUGUUCAGUAUCCUGAGCAGUCUGGCAGAUCUCAGCAAUGCUGUUCAUUGGAUGCCUCCUGGGUUUCUGUGGGCUGGACGGUUUCCUCCAUGGCUGGUGGGACUGAUGGGAACAACCUCCUCUCUGAUAGGCCUUCUACAGAUGAGCUCCGGUGAUCAAGGAGCAUGUUCCUGAAGCAUCAUUACUCUUACAAAUCUUUGAUAUCUAAUCUGUUGCUAUUUGUAAUAAUCAUGCGUUGUG